AUGGCCGAUACCGUUGUCCAACUGAAAUGCGAGUGCAAGCAUGAUCCAUGGGGGAAACAAGGCAGUAGCUCUCUUGCAGGGCGCCUGUGGUCGCAAAUUCCUGGAUCAGACGAAUUGAGCGAGUCAGAUACAUAUUCGGAGAUGUGGAUGGGAACUUAUCCCACCGCCCCGUCUCGACUUGUCUCCAAUGACGAGCUUUUGUCUUCCUAUCUCAAGAAGAACCAUGAUCUGGUCGGAAAUUCCUUUUUUAAACGAUAUAAUACGGAAGUUCCUUUCCUACCCAAGGUUCUUUCCUUCCAAAAAGCUCUCCCAUUGCAGAUCCACCCCGACAAAAAGUUGGCCGAGAAGUUGCACAACAAAGACCCCAUCAAGUUUGGCGACACCAACCACAAGCCCGAGAUUGCCAUCGCGCUUUCUCGAUUCGAACUUUUUGUCGGCUUCAAGCCCCGCGAGCGUUUGGCAGAAGUAUAUGGGCUGAAGCCCCUAGAGAAAAUCGUGCCACAGGACAAAAGGUCCCUAGACGAGGAGGUCCUGCGAGAAACCUGCCGGACACUGUUGAGUCUUCCCCCAGAGGAGGUUGCAGACUUGAUCAAAGAAUUGCAGAAGGUACCGAACUCGGAGCUUGGGAAUCACCAGAAUAUCCCAGCACUCUUGGAUCGUCUGAGCGAACAAUAUUCGGAAUUCGACAAUGGCAACCUGGUCGCCACCCUGCUUAUGAACUACAUGGUUUUAGAACCGGGGCAGGCCAUUUGCGUCCCAGCAGAUAGCAUUCAUGCGUACCUUUCUGGCGACAUUCUCGAGUGCAUGGCGCGCUCCGAUAACGUUUUGAACACGGGAUUCUGUCCUCGGGCUGAUCGUGAUAAUGUUGAUCUGUUCGCACAAGCGCUUACAUUCAAGCCGCAAGGUACAGACGCGGCUUUGCUGCCCGGACAUCCGAGCUUGCUUGGCUCAAAUGGAAGAACCACCAAAUAUGCUCCUCCAAUCAGCGAGUUUAAUGUCUUGUAUCUGGAUCUGCAGCCGUCGCAGAAUGAGACACAUGCUGAGUUGCAGAGUCCGAGUAUUUUUGUGGUUACCCAAGGGUCCGGAAAAAUGAAAAUCCUGGGCGAAGGAAGAUCUGUUGACCUGCAAGAGGGAAGUGUGUAUUUUGCAGGCCGAAGCGCCAAGCUGCAAUUCUAUUCGGAUGACGGGUUGAAGCUGUACAGGUCAUAUGCCACGAUUUGA
Penicillium argentinense is the source of this 1221-nucleotide messenger RNA. RefSeq lists its product as uncharacterized. NCBI's taxonomy places the organism in Eukaryota, Fungi, Ascomycota, Eurotiomycetes, Eurotiales, Aspergillaceae. The record is from RefSeq and is a predicted model, not a curated record. The transcript is spliced from 4 exons. The coding region runs from base 1 to 1221 and encodes 406 amino acids. Gene Ontology annotation, cellular component: cytosol. Gene Ontology annotation, biological process: GDP-mannose biosynthetic process; carbohydrate metabolic process. Gene Ontology annotation, molecular function: zinc ion binding; mannose-6-phosphate isomerase activity.